CUAACAUCCACAAUGGAGUAGAUGCCCUCGUCGAUGAUCGGGAUGAAGCCAGGAUGCUACUGCAUGUGAUGCGACAAUGGCCCUUAAUUGGUGGUUAGGGGGUGGCGGUGCUUCCAGGCGAGGUCACUGGAGCUACACUCUGAGACGUCUUCCCGACGGCCUUCCGUUCCGAGGAUACUGUAUGGUUGAUAUCCUGGUCAUUUCCCAGUACGUAGCAUCGACUAUUGAAAGCCGCCGCCCACGACCUGGUCAUGCGUGCGCACGGUGGGUGGCCAGCACCGAUUCGCUUCCGAUAUGUAUCACUAGAGGAAGUGGCUGGGCAGAUGAGAUCAUUGAGCCACAUGCAGAUAGAGAGACUAAUGAGCACUGGGCCAAGGCUAGUGACCAGCAGCAAUCGCACUUCGUUCAGCUGGCUGGAGCGGGAGUUUCAUGCUGGCCUGACGAGAUGCGGGGGUUUGAUAAGAGGCUUCAGGCUGCGGAACUGGCGGCUGGGACGUGUUAUUGGCAUGCUUCUGGGUUCAUUGUCAUCCAACACUGCUCGGCGGAGCAUAGCGGUCGCUGCGGGGCGCCCUUGUCUUCCCUGGUGGCAUAA
Ilyonectria robusta is the source of this 592-nucleotide messenger RNA. RefSeq lists its product as uncharacterized. The coding region runs from base 77 to 592 and encodes 171 amino acids. NCBI's taxonomy places the organism in Eukaryota, Fungi, Ascomycota, Sordariomycetes, Hypocreales, Nectriaceae. The record is from RefSeq and is a predicted model, not a curated record. The transcript has 3 exons.